This is a messenger RNA of Archocentrus centrarchus (flier cichlid), 4501 nucleotides long. It is a transcript of the gene nlrc3, whose product is annotated as NLR family, CARD domain containing 3. Gene Ontology annotation, molecular function: protein binding. The transcript is spliced from 19 exons. The record is from RefSeq and is a predicted model, not a curated record. Bases 256 to 3648 code for a protein of 1130 amino acids. Gene Ontology annotation, biological process: regulation of apoptotic process. Lineage: Eukaryota; Metazoa; Chordata; Actinopteri; Cichliformes; Cichlidae.
CCGACUUCAGAAUGACUUUUGUUUGCUGCGUUUCUGAGCCUCAUUUCAUUCGCCUGCCAAACCCUGAGUUACAUUUUAAUCUUUAAAGAUUGCUCAAAUUCACACGUCAGCUUUUCAAACAUGUGUUUUUUCUGACAAUAAUGUGGCUACUGUAUAAGACUGCUGUAAAGGAAGCAUCUUUCAUCCUUUUGAAACCUACAACUUCCCGGAGCCCACGAUACAACCAGGAGCAUCAGGGGUCCAAAAAUAUUUCUCAUGGAGAAGACACAUUACGACUCUAUCCUGGACCGCAGCAAACGCAUUACGUGGCAGGACGACUGCUAUGUGGAUCUUCAGUCUACGACCUCAUCACAAGCAGAAACGGAGGAUCUUGAUUGGAUCCAAAGGUACCGAGACCAGCUGCAGAGCUUUAUCACGCCCUCCUUCCUGGGGGAGAUCUUAACCCACAUGAAAAACUUGGAUGCGCUCACUUCAGCUGAGGAGACCAAGAUCAAGCAAGCAGGCCGACUACAGGAUCAGAUUAAGAUGCUCACGACUGUUGUUGCUGGCAAGGACAGUCAAAGCUCCGAUAUCCUUCAGAGUUUCAUAGAGAGCUCAGAUUCUCAUGUUGCCCAGCUCAUCAUUAACCAUGAUAUAAUGAUAAAAGAGCACAAGGAGGUGCUCUUACGACGAUAUGAACAGUACAGAGACAGAGAUUCAAUCAGCUGUCCCAAACUCAACAUCUCCUCAAGAACCUUACUGCUGGUCGAUGGACUUUCUGACCUCCAACAAAAGGAACAUGACCUGAUGCAGGUGGGAGUGACUCGAGGAGAGAAAAGAAAUCAUCUCAGGCAGCUGGGGCUAGCAAAGCUGUUUGAGCCCCUCACCCGGGUCAGCAUGCCCCCUAGGGUCUCCCUCACAGUUGGGGUAGCUGGUAUUGGCAAGACAACCUGGGUGAGACACUUCAUUCGACAGUGGUGCCAAGGGACCAUCUGUACAGACAUAAACUUUGUUCUACCUUUCACAUUCUGCGAGCUGAACUCGCUGGAGAAGCUUUCUGCUGAGAGGCUGGUGAAAAUGGCUUUUCCUCAUAUAUCAGAUCCCAGUCUGGUCCUGAACAGCUCCUGUCGGACUCUGCUCAUACUUGAUGGUUUGGACGAAUUCCGCUGCAAAUUAAAUUUUGCUGAUGCAGCUUCUUGCAAUGACCCAAAGAAAGAAAUGCCUAUUGAUGACUUAGUCACCAACAUCAUCCGAGGGAAUCUGCUUCCUGACAUAGCAGUCUGGGUGACUUGCAGACCAAGAGUAGCUUCAUUUAUCCCUGGAGGUUUGGUUGACCGGGUGACUGAGAUCCCAGGAUUCAGUCCCAAGGACAUAGAGAUCUUUCUGAAUCACCAUUUCUCUGAGAAGGAUUUUGCAGGCAAAAUAUGGUCCCACUUGGAAUCCCAUAAGAUCUUGAUGGUGAUGUGCUACAUACCGUGCAUUUGCUGGAUAGUAGCAGAUACUCUGUUGUAUAUCAUGCAGAAUGAAGCACAGGAGAGUCUUCCGAGGACUUGCACUGAGCUGUAUGCAAAUUUCUGUUCAAUGAAAGCAGAAAUGGGCGAACCAAGAGGCAGAGAGCCUGUAAAAAUGGAACAGCUUCAUGGGAGCAUUCGGAAACUUCUGGGCAAUCUUGGACGACUGGCCUUCUACGGGCUUCUUAAACACAAGUACACCUUCAGUGAACAGGACCUCAAGAACUAUGGGAUAGAUCUACUUUUGACUCAAAGUAGUCUUGGUGUUGGAGUACUUGUUCGGGAAGAGUCAGCCAUAAGCACAACAUACCGCUUCACACAUUUGACUCUGCAGGAGUUCCUUGCAGCUACCUUCUACCAUGUUUCCUCAAAGCGGGCAAUCUUUGACUUGUUUUCUGAGAGCUCCAUGUCCUGGCCCAAGAUUGGCUUCCAGAACCACUUCAGAAGUGCCUUUCAGCACUCGCAACAAGCUGAGGAUGGUCACUUGGAUGUGUUUGUACGCUUCCUAACGGGCCUGCUGUGCCCAGCAGGAAUCAAAUCUCUCGCUGGGCUUCUGGCUCUCGGGAAAGACGAUGGCAGCAACAAGGCGUGGGCUGCGGGGUUUUUGCAAGGCCUCUUGGUAAGCGGGGGUGCUGUGGUCUCCCUGCGUGCGGUCAACCUAGCUUACUGUUUACAUGAGCUGCAACAUACAGAGCUGCUGCGGAGUGUAGAGGAGGAUUUACGGCUCGGCAGUCUAGCAGGAAAGUUAACACGGCCACACUGUGUGGUGCUGGGCUACCUGCUGCACGUGUCUCCGGAGUGCAGCGAACAAACCAACCUAACAGCCUCGCUGAAUGUCGCAACAGUCAAAUGUUUGCUCCCGCAGCUGCUGUACUGUGGCCAUCUAAGGUUGGAGAAUAAUCACUUUAAAGAUGAUGUCAUGGAGUUGCUGGGAAGUCUUCUGAGUGCUAAAGACUGCCACAUCCAGAAAAUAAGUUUGGCGGAUAAUGCCAUCGGCAACAAAGGAGCCAAAGCCCUGAGUCGAGCCCUCUUGGUGAACCGCACGCUGACUUCUCUCAAUCUCCGGAAUAACAACAUCGGCUCCAAAGGUGCAAAGUUCCUGGCAGAGGCUCUGAAAAUGAACCAAGUCCUGACAUCAAUCAACUUUCAGAACAACGCCAUUGAGGAGGAAGGUGCUCAGUCCCUCGCAGAAGUGCUGCAGUGCAACCGCAAACUGGUGUCUCUGAAUAUACGGAAGAAUACAAUCGCAGCAGGAGGAGCCAAAAGGAUCGCAGAUGCACUGAAGACCAACCGGACUCUCACAAAGUUGAUUCUUUGCAGUAAUCAGCUUGGGGACAAAGGAACAGUAGCUCUGGCCGAGGCUUUGACGGUCAAUCAUACUCUCCUCUCGCUCCAACUGCAGAGUAACUCAAUCAGCAACAAGGGAAUGACGGCCUUAACCAGAGCACUGAGGCUGAACCGUGGCCUCGUCUCCUUGAAUCUGAGGGAGAACUCCAUUGGCAUAGAGGGAGCAAAGAACAUGGCCCAUGCCCUCCAUGAGAACAACACUCUGCAGGACCUUGAUCUCACGGCCAACCUGUUACACGACGAGGGGGUUCAGGCUAUAGCUGGCGCAAUCAAGUUUAACCGAGGUCUCACCUCUUUACAUCUGCAGUGGAAUUUCAUCAAAUCCACGGCCACUAAAGUUCUAGCACAUGCGCUCCUCUCCAAUGCCACAAUGCAGCUCUUGGAUCUUCAAGAAAAUGCUAUCGGGAAUGAAGGUGUCAUUUUUCUUGCCGAGGCUCUGAAAACCAACACGUCACUGCGUACAUUAUGUCUUCAGGGAGUUUCAGCAGGUACAAGUGGCGCCAUUAAAAUGGCAGAAGCUCUAAUGAGCAACCAGACGCUACAAACAUUAGAUCUGCGUGGGAACACUGUAGGAAUGGAGGGAGCAAAGGCCCUGGCCAACGCCAUGAAAUUCAACAGAAGCCUCAAGUCGCUGAAUCUGCAGGAGAACUCUCUGGGUAUGGAUGGCGCCAUAUUCAUUGCAACAGCCUUGAAGGGAAACCACCAACUAACAUACAUCAAUCUGCAGGGAAAUGGCAUCGGAGAAUCUGGAGCAAAGGUCAUAUCUGACGCUAUAAGAGCCAGUGCUUCUGGCUGCGUGGUGGACAUCUAGCCCAGAUAGAGCAACCUUCACUGAGGAAAGUCAUUCUUGCAGUACAGGAAAAACAGUUGGCUUUGUUAUAAAAAGCAAAUGUAAACUAUGUAAUUUAGUCAAACUCAUGGUGUAUAAUAGUUGUGAAUUCCACUCUUUGACAAGUUAUUUGGUGCACUGUAUAUUUUUUUUUAUAUAGAUUCGCUAAUAUUUAUAUUUAUUAGGUAAAUAAACAUAGUCACAGUAGUUUUGAAGCUGCAGUUCAGAUUUUAGACAAAGACAGAAAAUACUUGAGAAGCACAAUAUCUAAUACAAAAACAUGUAAAACUCAGAAAGUGGAGCUAGAUUCCUCCGUUAAGAUGACAUUUUUGUAUAUUUGCUCGGUUUGCACAAUUAAAUGUGGCCAAAAUAAUAAUAAUAAUAAUAAUAAUAAUAAUAAAUGUAUUAAGUUAUUUCAAAAGGACCAAACUGGUUUUAUAACUUUCAUUUCAUCUGUGUUGUUUGAUUUAUUAUGUCUGGCUUAUUGGAAAUAAGUCUUUGGCUAUUUUAACUCUGCAUGUUUUAGAUGCAAUUAUAUUUUAUCAUAAUGUUGGGGGUCUCUGGAAAACAUGUCUUUAAAUUAGUAAGAAGACUGUGGUCUACCUUCUCUGAACUUUAUCCAGCAGUGGGUUUGUGGACCCUUAAAUAACAGCAAUCCAGUUCAUUAUUUGUCUCGGCUUUAGCACCCCAGUGUGUCAACAAAUGUACAUAUAUAGCUAGUUUUCCAAUGAUAAUCACAGAAGAUGUAAUGUGUACAGUUUGGGUGAUGCAUGUGGAUGAGCUUCUUUGACUUCUUUGAAACAGUACCUGUUAAUAAAUGUGAGAUAUAUGUGAC